GUCCACCGGUUUUGGAUUUCUUGUAUUAUUAUUUUUUAUACUUUUCUUAAUUGAAAAGGCAGGGAUCGCUGCUCGAGUAAAUUAUGAAUCUUCAAAAUCUUAAAAACCAACAUCGUAUUCAACGAAGCUGCGAUAUUGGAAGAUUUCAGGAUUUGGGAUUUUUCGUGCAUGCUUGUACGAGGACUGCAAGAUUUAUUGAUGCGUGUAGCUGAAGGGAGAUGAUCAGCAGCAACAGCAGUGGGAUUGUCUUGCCACAAAUGUCAAUCUUGUCGAGGUUGCGAUGUGUGACUAUUGAUGUCACAGGCACGCUGAUAGCUUACAAGGGGGAGCUUGGAGACUACUACUGCAUGGCAGCCAAAGCCGUUGGAUUGCCCUGUCCUGACUACAAACGCAUGCACGAAGGAUUCAAGGGCGCAUAUCAAGACAUGGCAAAACGGUAUCCCUGUUUUGGUCAUGCGGCGAAAAUGCCCAAUAUCAAGUGGUGGAAGAUGUGUGUGAAGGACUCAUUUGUCAGGGCAGGCUAUGAUUACGACGAGGAAACCUUUGAGAAGGUGUUCAGGCGCAUAUACUCCACCUUUGGAUCUUCUGCACCAUAUACCAUCUUUCCAGAUUCACAACCGUUCCUGAGAUGGGCCCGUGAACAGGGUCUCAUUGUUGGGAUUGUCAGCAAUGCAGAGUAUCGAUAUCGGGACGUCAUUCUGCCUGCCUUAGGAUUGAACCAGGGAUUGGAUUGGGAUUUUGGUGUCUUCUCGGGUCUUGAAGGAGUAGAAAAGCCAAACCCGAGAAUAUAUGAGAUUGCACUCGAGAAAGCUGGAAAUAUUGCACCGGACGAAGCUUUGCACAUUGGGGACAGCAUGCGGAAGGACUACAUCCCUGCGAGGAGUGUGGGCAUGCAAGCAUUGCUGCUGGACAGAUUCAAGACCCCGGAUGCGGAGAACUGGCGGAAAUCUGGUGCGCCUGUCUUCCCCGAUCUAGUGGCCGCACAGGCAUGGCUCACGAGCGAACAAGCCUCGGAGCAAAUGCAGUAAAUGCUGCUGAUCAUUACAAGCAAUUAUAGGAUCCUCUACCUGAGAAGUAUAUGCAUAUUGUGAUCGUGACUGGAUUUUCAGUAUGUAUAAGUAGGGCCCAUGGUUCAGUGAUGGACUUUUAGAAAGGAUUCGUUGGCCCAUUUGGCGGAUGGACCAUACGGGACAAGUAUCCUUGCUAGACAAUCCUUGCAGCUUUGAGUUUGUGAAGGUUCAGACGAGAAAUACAAUGAUGGGCCACAUUGAAGUGGAAGGGGCCAGAGAUUGGGGGCUAAGAUUAUGGUGUGGUCCAACAGAUCAAUGGUCUGGAUGAGUGGAUUGCAGGCCCUACUUGUACCGACUGAAAACCCAACCAUGCAUAUGCAUUGAGGAUCAUAGUUUCUCUUUGGUUACAAGAGUGGUAGAUGAUACUCUCAACUAAAGCUUUUGGGGAAGUUAAAAAAAAGAAAAAGAAAAAAGUCCCUUUGUUGUUUUUAUCCCACCAUCCAUUUUUCAAUUAAAAGGAAUUGAGCAUGAUUCUGAUUA
Molecule: messenger RNA, 1550 nt
Organism: Magnolia sinica
Lineage: Eukaryota; Viridiplantae; Streptophyta; Magnoliopsida; Magnoliales; Magnoliaceae
Exons: 5
Coding region: 219-1028 (269 amino acids)
Source: RefSeq, a predicted model, not a curated record